Molecule: messenger RNA, 3401 nt
Organism: Maylandia zebra (zebra mbuna)
Lineage: Eukaryota; Metazoa; Chordata; Actinopteri; Cichliformes; Cichlidae
Gene: samtor
Product: S-adenosylmethionine sensor upstream of mTORC1
Biological process (GO): negative regulation of TORC1 signaling
Source: RefSeq, a predicted model, not a curated record
CGCCGGUUCGCCGGUCGGGUUGCAGCCUGGAAAAGGGGAAACGACUGGCGGAGGGUAACAUCGGUGGUGCGGUGCUAUGGACCCCAGGGACAAUGUCGAGACCGGGGAGACGGAAAACCAGUCGGAGCUAUUCUACGUGCCAAUUCCAAGUGAAGCACCGUGCAAGAAGGAGCAGGAGAAACUGUCGGGAGUCGUCAAAAACGUCCACAGAAAACUGCGUAGGAAAUACAGGGAGGUGGGCGACUUUGACAAGAUCUGGCGUGAGCACUGCGAGGAUGAGCAGACACUGAGUGAGUACGCCCUCGCCAUGAAGAAUCUUGCUGACAACCAUUGGAUCAAAAAGUGUGAAGGAGAGGGCCGGAUUGAAUGGUGUCGCAGCGUCUGUCAAGAGUACUUUUUGGAUGGUGGAAUGAAAAGAGUGUUAGAGAAGGAUCAGAAAAGUGUCACGCUUGCUAUGGGUGUGGGUACAGCAUCUACGAGUGCCCAGCCGUACAGCACCAUCCCCAGUUCGAUUUCUCAGCUGGGGAAAAUGCGCCUUCUUGAUGUGGGAAGCUGCUUUAACCCUUUCUUGAAGUUUGACGAGUUCCUCACAGUCGGUAUUGACAUAGUGCCUGCGGUUGAGAGUGUGUACAAGUGUGACUUCCUCAACCUCCAGCUUCAGCAGCCGCUCCAGCUGGCGGGUGAUGCAGUCGAGGCUUUCCUCCGCCAGCUCCAUAACCCCAUCGAUGCUCUGCCCGCUCAGCUUUUCCACGUGGUGGUCUUCUCCCUGCUUUUGUCCUACUUCCCCUCGCCAUACCAGCGCUGGAUCUGCUGCAAGAAGGCCCAUGAGCUGCUGGAGCUGCAUGGCCUGCUGCUCAUCAUCACGCCUGACUCUUCUCACCAAAACCGCCACGCCCUCAUGAUGCGCAGCUGGCGGGUCGCGGUAGAGUCGCUGGGCUUCAAGCGCUACAAAUAUGUCAAGUAUUCUCACAUGCAUCUCAUCGCCUUCCGAAAGGUGUCUCUGGCCACCACCAGUGACCUGGUGUCACACAACUACCCUGAGAUGCUUUACAUCCCUCAGGACUUUAAUUCCAAUGAGGAGGAAGAUUGUGAAGACAUCACAAUGCAGGCGCGUUCCGAGUUUGAGGAUGACCAGCUAGCUUGGGGCUUCACGGAGCUACCAGACACACCCUAUGAUUCCGAUUCUGGGGAGAGCCAGAGCAGCUCCGUCCCCGGCUUUCAUGAGUUAGAGGAUCCCAUCUUGCUCCAGAGCUAGGCUAAACCAGCAACCCUCCCGCCCUUUUCUCCACCUAAAGCCCCUUUCAGACAUGGAAAGCAUAACAUCGCUGGCUUCAAAAGUCUGUAAAAGCGAUGGAAUUAUAUUUAGUUAAUAUUCCUAAUGCUUUAAAUCAAAUAUACCCCUGACAGUGAGAGAGAAGGCUACAGUACAAGCAUGAGGUUUGACACACAGUAUUAUCAGUGUCAGCUUUUAGAAGUGUAACCACGCUUUUGAAAGUUUAAUGCAUCCUCUGGUCAGCUGAGCAGCUCACAAUGAAGCACGGGACACAUGCAGACUUGUGCCGUGCCCGCGCUAAUGUUUCAAGGCUUGACCUAGAAAGAUUGGCAUUGCCGAAGAGCGACCAGGAUGCUGAUUGAGAUGUGAAGCCGACACAUUUCGAUGCUGCCAGGUUACCGUAAAUGGAGAGUGUGUCUGAAAAGGGCUUAAUUGUCGUCUCCCCUCCAACUGCUGCGCUGCCAAAUUUAACCAGCUGCAUUCUUACCCCACUUCUACUCCUUCUCAAAACAAUGCAGUUUGCACAGUGUGAAAGAAAAGUUUACAGAUUAUUUUCUCAUAUCCACACACACACACACACACACACACACACACACACACACACACACACACACACACACACACAAAAGAUGGAUAUAUUUUGAUAAAUAGUUAGGUUUUUUAAGAGUUGGAAAUCGAAUACCCGCAAGAUCUCUGAACUCCCCGCUCCUCUUAAUAUCAAAAGUCAGCUUGUCUACAUUCUGUACUCAGUCUCUGUUUGAAAUAAGCUAGAGUCGCAGGCUGCUCUGUACAAAAAAGCCAAAUACAGCAAACCUAAGCAGCGCGACGGGGGUUUGAUUGCACUGGUGAGACAGAGAUGGAAUAAGUAGACGGGCGUGUUUGCUUCUGGCACAUACAGCUCAACUUCCUGAAAACUUUUUUUUUUUUUUUUUUUUUGAUGUUCAUUUUAGUUUUCCAAGACAUAAAAAAAUUGUUUGGAAAUAGAUAUCCAUAGUCAAACAGUCAAACAUUGGUGUUGUAAAUUGUGGCAAUGCCUUGGUAACUUGGCAUUCUAUGAAUGAUUUUGUGUAUCUUUUACCAAAAAAAACAACAAAAAAAUGGUAUUUGUAGCAUUUGAAACAUUUUCAGAACCAUACAGUAGUAUUAGUAGGUUUACUAAUGUGAAACGUUAAGUGUUUACUUAUUGUGUUUAAAAAGGUACAAGUGCAUAGUAGGUACAAGGUUUUUGUCUUGCUCUUCUCUUAAAGACUGACUUCAUUCUGAAUGAUCUUUUUACUGCUGUUGCAUUUAAUCUUUUUUUUUUUUGUCUUAAGCAGCAGAUUGGUACAACACUGCAUGUCAGUGACUUUACACCAGUUUCCUUUGACACAGUUUUACAACUUUGAUGUGAAAAUACAGCACUCCACAAAAGCAGAUGCAGAGUUCCUUAGAAAAAUCACAGAGAGAAAUUUACACUCACUUUUGUAAAAAAGGUGAAAUAUUGUAAAAUUUAGAAAGCGAGGUCGGAUCUGAAAAUGCUGUAUGCUGCAGGGAGGUUUUAGCUAAGACACUACCAGGUGAAAUGUUAUUGUGUGUUCCUGCUGGUUCCUGAAUAGACUAAAUGUGUGGGUGUGGCUUAGACUGUGUGACUGAAGAAGUGAAUUUCUAGUGUGUGGAAUUUCUUUUGGUUGGUUUUUUGUUUUUGUCAGUGGCACUUUAUCAUUGAUCCCAAAGGGUGUCACAAAAUGUUGUUUCUUUUCACAAUUUUACAACCAAUGUGAUAGGCCCACAAAACGAUACCAAUAAUAACUAUAAGGUGCCUUCUGUGGUUUUUUUUUGUCCAUCAUAUUAGUGGAUAUGUGUUUAUGUAAUGCAGUGUGCUUUUGCCAUUUCCAUAUCAUUUUCUGGUUAAUGCAUAUCUCUGCUGUUUUGUUUUUUCUUCCUGAUCUUUAACAGGAGAAAAAAAAUUCACAGUACAUAUUCAGACUUUAAAGGGGCGUGUUUUGUGAUUUUUGUCUUCCAGUGUUUCUUUUGGCCUAUUUGCAUGAUAUGGAUCAUCUUCAUUAUCAGCAUUUUCAACAGUGCAGAACAAUGUGUCCUUACAGUACCAUUGUAUUUCUCUUUUAUAAAUGAAUGUAAAUAUAAGGUG